This is a messenger RNA of Eimeria acervulina, 1443 nucleotides long. RefSeq lists its product as hypothetical. Bases 1 to 1443 code for a protein of 480 amino acids. Lineage: Eukaryota; Apicomplexa; Conoidasida; Eucoccidiorida; Eimeriidae. The record is from RefSeq and is a predicted model, not a curated record. The transcript has 9 exons.
AUGCUAUCUUUUGCGCACAGCCCAACCCCCACAGCCGAGAGAAGCCCUCAGGCCGACGCCAGAAGCAGCAGCAGCAGCAGCAAGAACAACAACAAUAACAGCAAAAGCAGCAGCAGCAGCGGGGGGGGCAAAAACCCUUUAUCUGGGCUGCCUGUGCACGGUUCAGUUCAGCGCUCCUACGCGGCAUUGGGAGGUGACUCUGGAAUGAGUGGCACAGGCAAGCGAGGGCCCGAAGCUGCUCUUGAGCUGCACACAACAGAGGCAACUUCAGGGGCUCCCUGGGACAUGGACAGUCUAUUAGGUUUGAAGCGGGCACCACCCCCUGGGGCUCCAUCUGGCAGCAGCAGCGCGCCUCAGCCUGCUGCUUCUGCGGCAGCUCCCACUCCUGAAGUCGCUCCAACCUCCUUACCCAUGGAGGCACCUGAGAAGCCCGCUGAGGCUUCACAAGUGCCCCGUUUUUCUGCGAAUGCAGCAAGUCUGGCGGAGGCAAAUCUGCGGAAUGCCCAGCUUGAGGCAGAAGCGCAGCAGCUGCGUCACGAGUUGCUGCUGCUGAAGCGACGCAUGCAAUGUGAAUCAGCAGCACAACAAGCACAGCACGAGGCGGAUAUAGCAGCAGCUCGAGCGGACUGGGAGACGCUAGCGCGGUACGAAGAAGACGUGCGUCUCUUGGGUCAGGCACGUGGUUGUGUGCUGCAGCAACAGCGGGUAGAGCAGCAACAGCAGCAGGAGCAACAGCAGCUGCAGAUGCAGCAAGCCCUGCAAGCGGAAAGAGACCAUUGGUCCGCUCGCCUGCAAGCAGUAAAUGACGAAUGGCGCAGAAAGCUGCAAGACGAGCAGAGACAGGCAGAGGCCAAACUGCAGCAGCAGCAACGGGAAACCCCCGUAUGGCACGAACUGCACGCCCUUGCCCUGGAGUCACAGAGGCGCUCCGAAGAGUUCAAGCGCCUGCUGCAGUCGCUGCAGCAACAACAGCAGCAGCAACUUAAGCAGCAGCAGCUGCAGCUCCAGCAGCUGCGGCAACAGCUGCUGUUGCAGCAGCAACGGGCAGAGGGGGCUGACCCGGAGAGACAGUGCGAAGCCUGUGGGCGGCAUGCAGAAAUGGAAAGUGCUGUGACAGCGUUGCAGCAGCAGCAGCAGGCGCUGCAGCAGCAGCAGCAGGCGUUGGUGCUGCUUGCCCAGGAGACAGCCAAGCUGAGGGACGAGACGGAGCAGCGCACAAAGGCUGCCUCUGCUAAGCUUGCAGCAGAAUCGUUUCAGCUACAGAACCUGCACCGCUCGCUGUUAGAGAGCCGGCAGCAGCAGCAGCUGCUGCAGCAGCAACAGCAGCAGCAGCUCCAGCAGCAGCAGCAAUUCAUUGAGCAACAGCAGCACGCCUUCGCCCAAAGGCAGCUGCAGGCUGAAAGUGAAGUGGCCACAAAACAACUGGAACUUGAACAGGCAUAG